CCGCAGCCGCACAAGUCGCCUCCCCGAGAGCUUCUCCCCGCGAUGGACUCCGCGGCUCAAACUUUCCUGUGAGGCGCUCCCCGGCUUGGGAAGCGGCUCUGCCCUCCAGGAGAUGGGGAUCCCCUCGCAGGAUCGCCACCCUGGCUCCCCGGGGCGCCGAGGUCGAUGCUGAGCGCCGGGUUUGGAGGCGGCGUUGAGUUCCCAGGGCCGCCGCCAUGAGGCAGUGCUUCUACAACGAGACCGUGGGCUUCUUCUACAACAACUCCCGCAAGGAGCUGACCACGUACUGGCGCACCAAGGACGUGCUGGUGGUGGCCCUGGGCCUGACCGUGAGCGUCAUCGUGCUGCUGACCAACCUGCUGGUCAUCACGGCCAUCGUCAUCAACCGCCGCUUCCACUACCCCAUCUACUACCUGCUGGGCAACCUGGCGGCCGCCGACCUGUUCGCGGGCAUCGCCUACAUGUUCCUCAUGUUCCACACGGGCCCCCGCACGGCCGAGCUGUCCCUCAAGACCUGGUUCAUCCGGCAGAGCCUGCUGGACACCAGCCUGACGGCCUCGGUGGUGAACCUGCUGGCCAUCGCCGUGGAGCGGCACCAGACGGUGUUCACCAUGCAGCUGCACAGCAAGAUGUCCAACCAGCGCGUCACCAUCCUCAUCUUCUGCAUCUGGGUCACGGCGCUGCUGCUGGGGCUCAUCCCCUCCUACGGCUGGCACUGCCUCUGCGCCCUGGACAAGUGCUCCAGCAUGGCCCCCCUCUACAGCAGGAGCUACCUGACCUUCUGGGCCAUCUCCAACCUCGUCAUCUUCCUCAUCAUGGUGGUGGUGUACACGCACAUCUUCAUCUACGUCAAGAGGAAGAUGACCAGGAUGUCCAAGCACACCAGCUUCCACCCCCGCUACAAGGAGACCAUGAUCAGCCUGGUCAAGACGGUCACCAUCAUCCUGAGUGCCUUUGUGAUCUGCUGGACCCCCGGGCAGGUCGUGCUGCUCCUGGACGGACUGGGCUGCAAGAGCUGCAACGUGCUGGCGGUGGAGAAGUACGUGCUGCUGCUGGCCGAGAUCAACUCCCUCAUCAACGCCAUCGUCUACUCGUACCGCGACACGGAGAUGAGGAGCACCUUCCGCCGCAUCCUGUGCUUCCCCUGCCCCCGCAACUCCAAGUACACGCCCACCGUGGUCAAGCUGAACACGGCCGACCGCGGCACCCUCUCGCACAACGGCCACUUCACCGUCGACUCCUCCAUCUAGCCCCGAGUCCCGGAGCUGUCCCGCUCCCAG
Molecule: messenger RNA, 1280 nt
Organism: Corapipo altera (White-ruffed manakin)
Lineage: Eukaryota; Metazoa; Chordata; Aves; Passeriformes; Pipridae
Gene: LPAR2
Product: lysophosphatidic acid receptor 2
Exons: 3
Coding region: 216-1250 (344 amino acids)
Biological process (GO): G protein-coupled receptor signaling pathway
Cellular component (GO): membrane
Molecular function (GO): lysophosphatidic acid receptor activity
Source: RefSeq, a predicted model, not a curated record